Leptosia nina is the source of this 1254-nucleotide messenger RNA. NCBI's taxonomy places the organism in Eukaryota, Metazoa, Arthropoda, Insecta, Lepidoptera, Pieridae. The record is from the annotation of a GenBank genome assembly.
AUGGCUGAGGACGGACCGUUUGUAUCGAAACCGGCAAGGGGGUGGCUUCACCCAGAUUCUGUUUUAGCCAGCGACGGAAUCACGUACGCAGUUCGAUACAUAGGUUGUAUGGAAGUGUUGACUUCAAUGAAAAAACUAGAUUUCGAGACGCGUUCACAAGUUGCCAAAGAAUGUAUAGCAAGAGUAUGUGCCGCUGCAGGAUUGAGGUCAGCAGAUAAAAAACGUCGCAUCUGUCAAGCAGCUGCCUGUGCACUUGCUGCUAGACCGCGCAUGGCACAUUCCGGCUCAAAUGUUGCACUAACUGUAUCUUCCCGAGCUAUCACUCUUGCUGCGUUAGAAGGAGGCGAGACUAUAGCUCGCCAUGAUAUGCCACGAGUUUCAUUUGCAUCUGGUGGUGAUCAGGAUUCAUUAGAUUUUGUGGCAUAUGUGGCUAAGUCAGUACCCCCCACCGAGUGGAGAGCCUGCUAUGUACUAGAGUGUGGAGGCCGACUAGCACAAGACGUGAUAGCUACUAUAGGACAAGCAUUUGAAUUAAGAUUUAAGGAAUUUCUUACAAAACCAGCAUCGUUGAAUAUUAAUGGGGCAGCACGAACACACAGCACGGUAGCUAGCGAUAUAACAAAUUCUUUGGAAGACAGAGAAUACUACAAUGACAUGCCAGAUAAAAUGCCACCAGAACCCGUACCACCAAUAUCGCAACACAGGCAUCCACCACCACCACCGCUGGCGUCACUUCCACCUAUAUCAUCGUGUGAGGAAAGUGUCAGACACUAUGUGAACCAAACGCCUCCUCCCAGGACACCACCGACUGCUUUGUUGCCAAACCAUCACACUGAUAUCUUUGAUAUGCAGCCAUUUACGGCAGCGCCUAUGACGUCAUCGUCGACGUCCCCUGCGACGUCACCAGCGGCCACCGAAGAACCAUUAGGCCCAAGUGCCCAAGCUGCUUUGCUGGCGCGAGAGCCCUGGUUCCACGGACCCAUAUCUCGGAGCGCUGCUGAGAAGCUUGUGGUGGAGGACGGUCAGUUCCUAGUGAGAGAAUCCAGUGCGUGUCCAGGUCAGUUUGUCUUGACUGGCGCUCGUCGCGGGGCGCACAAGCAUUUGCUGCUUGUCGAUCCAAACGGCAUUGUUCGAACCAAAGACCGCGUGUUCGAGAGCGUCCCGCAUCUGAUAAAAUACCACUGCACCAACGAGUUGCCCAUCGUGUCUGCUGACUCAGCACUACUCCUGCGCAAACCAGUCAUUCGUUCUUGA